This is a messenger RNA of Trypanosoma theileri, 1233 nucleotides long. RefSeq lists its product as uncharacterized. Lineage: Eukaryota; Euglenozoa; Kinetoplastea; Trypanosomatida; Trypanosomatidae. Bases 1 to 1233 code for a protein of 410 amino acids. The record is from RefSeq and is a predicted model, not a curated record. The transcript has a single exon.
AUGACUAGUAGAAGAGAGACACAAAAGAAAAAACGUGAUGGUGUCUAUCAUAAAAUAAAUAAACGUUGGAAACUUAUCUUAUUAAUAACCAUCUCUCUUCUUAUUCUAGCCUAUCUUCUUUAUAGUGAUGAAAAGAAGAAUGAUCAUUUAAAUAUCCAAUUAUUAAAUAAUACCCGAGAUCUUGCAGAGGCUCUUCACAGUGUAAAGGAAGAUUGUAAUGUUCAUACCCUUACCAAACUCACAGAGAAUAUGAUGAAAGUGGGUGUUAUUAUAGAAGGAACAUUAGCCACUAUGGAGAGUAGUGAGAUUACAUACAAGGAUACACAUAAAGAUAUCCUCUUAGCAGGGGAAACAUAUAAAGAUGCCACUUUUUUUCUUGUAGAGAAAUUACAAACAAUACUCACUACUACAAAAGCAAAUACUCUUACUAAUAAUAAUAAUAAUAAUAAUAAUAAUAAUAAUAAUACUGUUUAUACUCCAGAAUUAUUAUGGCAGUGGAUUGCUGUAGCCUCUCAUGCACUUAUGGGUGUAUUACCGGAAUAUUAUCUCGCCACAGAUAACACAAAUGCUCACGGUGAGGCAUUAGUAUUAGGAUUAGAGUUAUUACAAUAUGCCUCUAAUACCUCUUUAGAUGAAAUGAAAGCUUUACAAGAGAGAAAAAAGAAAGAUACCACCACCCCACUUGUAGAUUGUGAAUAUUAUGGAAAUGAUUAUCAUUGGAUGAAAUUCUGUAGGAAUAGUUUUAAUAAUCAUACCAGUUUAGAAAUUCGUCGUGCUGCUCUUCUUGAGGAACUUAUUGCCUUACAUCCAGAUUACGCUCCUGUACGACUUCAUUAUACCGUAACAGUUUCUUUAAAUCCUCAUGUGCUUAAGAGAGAUUUGGCUUUAACAUUAAUUAAGAGAGAAAGAUCUAAACUACAAACUCGUCUUUAUGUAGAUCCACUUCAUCAUGCGAUGUUGCAACUCUGCGAGGCUUUUGUUUCUCCCACAACUGUAAUGAAACAGGAUGUGAUGGAGGCUAUUCAUAAGAUUGAAAGUUGUGCUAAACUUCUUCGACCAUUUCAUAAUAAUAAUAAUAUGGAUAGUUGGAAACAUCGUUUUCAUGGAAAACAACGACCAGAUGUAAUGGAUGGACGACAAGCGAAACGUUUAUUAAAUGCUAUAAAGACUUUAUUAGAGGAAAGUGGGGAGUUGUUGCCUGAUGCUCUUUUGACAUGCGGUGAGAUGGAAUGA